AAAGCUAAGACUGAAGUUGAGAAGUCAUGUCCUGGUGUUGUAUCUUGUGCAGAUAUCCUUGCUGUGGCCGCAAGAGAUGCUUCUUUUUCUGUCGGUGGUCCAUCUUGGACGGUAAAGCUUGGGAGAAGAGAUUCUACUACUGCAAGCAAAACUCUAGCCGAAAGCGAGCUUCCACACUUUCAAGAAAGCCUUGAUAGACUUAUCUCAAUUUUCUCAAACAAAGGGCUUAGUGCAAGAGAUAUGGUAGCACUUUCAGGUUCUCACACCAUAGGACAAGCUCAAUGCUUUCUUUUCCGCAACAGGAUCCAUAACCAAACUAAUAUUGACACGGGAUUUGCUAGCACUCGUC
Messenger RNA from Cucurbita pepo subsp. pepo (vegetable marrow), 349 nucleotides. The record is from RefSeq and is a predicted model, not a curated record. Lineage: Eukaryota; Viridiplantae; Streptophyta; Magnoliopsida; Cucurbitales; Cucurbitaceae.